AUGGUCCGCAUCAAGGCUUUUGUCAAACUUACGAUUAUAUUUUGUUUCCUGACAACAUUUGAGCAAUACGAAAGCUUGAAUACUUCAAAACUCAAUGAGGUUAAACGUCAAGAUGUUCAUAAUACAAGCUCGGUGCAAGAGAGGCAAUGGUUUAACCCGAAGAACGAUUUGACAAAAAAUAGCGAAUUCAUGAAUGUAAGUAACGAAAUUAAUGAAAGUUUUACUGGAUCUAGCAGUAGAGUUGCAGAGUAUGCCAUCAAUGAUUUUGAAAGAAAAAAGGAGCGAGGUUACUCUACAGAGGACAAAGAUGAUAGAAGAAUAAGGAGAGAUUUUAAAACUUGGACAAACGCAACUAGUGUGCCAGGAAAUUGUCAAAUUCCUGAACUAUCAUGCCAAGACUGCUGUGAGUAUAAAAGUUCGAAUCAUUGCCAUCAUAAUGCAAGCAUUUGUUUCUGCGAUUCUCAUUGUACUUUCUAUAACGACUGUUGCGCUGAUUACAGAAUAUAUUGUGGAAACAAACAGCACAUUUCGUUUGGCGUUUCUCAACAAGAUCUUUCUUGUAUAAAACCAAACUAUGUCGUUUUGUAUUCUAAUAUCUAUCCAAUUUGGGUAGUUAGCAAAUGUCCAAGAGGCCAAAAAUCCGAAGAGAUAAUACGAAACUGUGAAAUCGCUGAUGACGUGCAAUUGAAUAUAACAACUUUACAAAAUCUCGUGCCGGUGAUAGAUAAGAACAAUUUGAUUUACAGGAACGAAUUUUGUGCGAAAUGUAACGGUAUUGAGCGUUUUGAAUAUUUCACCAAAAGUAUAGAAUGCGAUAUUGUCCCGCCUGUAUUCAUUACCUCUGUCACUGAGAUGGCUGAAUUUGCUUCGAGAUACUGCAGAAUAUCCAUUUUACAAAUGGGUAAUCAAACUUUGCGGCGCUGUUAUCGAUAUCAAGCACAGGCUGAUCCUAGUCAACAAACGAUGAGAGAAAAAUGCGUUUCUAAAUUGUUUUUAUGUCAAUUUACUCGUGAUCUCGAAGAUUAUCCAAAAACGUACAAUCAAUGCCUAUCAUCACUUCAGUUGGAUAACAAUGAUGAACAGACGAUCUCUGAAGUAGGAAUUAGUGGACAAGGAGGUCGUGUACAACCUGCUACAACUAAUUUCCUUGUCACAUUUGAUGUAUCGGAGCGUACACCUAUCCGCCAUGUGCAAAAAACAUAUUGCUCGAGUAAAGCGGGAGAAUUUUAUGAUCCGUAUCUUGAAAUAUGUAGGCUUGGUAAGACUAUACCACUAGUAAAACAAAACCUUGAAAGGUACGAUGUUGUCGUCUGGCUUGACGUCGGUGACUCUGUUCACAAUGACGGUCCGCAAAUUACAAAAGAAAUCAUUUCUUGUCUAGCACAACUGUUUAGCUUCGAAUUACUCUCUCAGGUUAAUAAAGUAAGAGAAAUAGGAAUCAAAAAUCGUUUCACAAAGGUCGUGCGUUUUGACCUACAGCUGACCAACGAACAGACCUUACGUUUAGGUAAAGCUAAUUACACCAAAGCGGACGAUGCGGUAUUACGUUUAAGGAAUGGUACAAAGAAUAUAACAACUAUUUUUCCCCUUCAAAGACUUUUGUUCUUCUCCGGAAAAUUUUACUUGACAGUUUAUGGCGAGACAUUUACUGUAAUCAAAACAACUUCCCGCCAACUCGCUUGCAUUCGGAAACAGACAUAUUCGCAAGGUACCUACACUUCAGUAAAAAACGGAAAGUACUAUUACAUUAAUUCAACAAACAAAAUGUUUCCUAAAAGCCAAGUUUUCUCUGAAGAGGAUACGAACAAAAGUAUUUCUGUUUGUGAGCACAUUGUUCCCUCAACUUGUGUCGGACGACGAAUCAAUUUAACCUCGAAGGAGUACAUGAAGUUUGACAAUUUGAGCAUUUUUUUCCAUAGAACAAAAACGAUCUACGAUUUUGGUGAGUACGAUAUCGAAGACGGAAAUAUUUUCAUGUGUAUUCGCGAAAAUCCAGCUACGCUGAUUCUUUUGCAACUGAGCGAUUCUCUUUUUAUCAAAACAUAUUUAACUAUGAUUUGCCUCGUUUUAUCCAUCGUUUGUUUAUUUCUGGUCAUCCAAACAUAUUUGAUAUUUCCCGAGCUUCGCAAUCUGCCUGGAAAAAACCUUCUAAGUUUAUCAAUUUCUCUAUUCCUGGUGCAGUUGCUGUGGUUAAUACCCGAUGGAUGGUUCACGUCCAUAUUAUGUCACGUGGUAGCAGUUACAAGACACUACUUAUUUCUCGUAUCAUUUGUUGCCAUGGCAGCAAUUGCGUGGGAUACACAUUCGGCAUUUACAGGCGAAGAGUUUCAAAGGCGAAGGAAUGAAAUAAAGAAAGGUGGAAAUAAGAAAUUUUACAAAUACUCGGCGAUCGUCUGGGGUCUUCCAGCCGUGCUUGUUGCUCUAUGCGUAGUGUUUGACCAGAUAGGUAUUUACGCAGUAUAUGUUAAUGAUCACUUCUGCUGGUUUGAUAAUAUACAACCACAAAAGUAUCUCUUCGUCCUUCCAGUGGGUCUCGUUCUGCCCUUCAAUGUCAUAUUCUUCGCUCUAACUGUAUUUCGUAUCCAACUUUUACGCUCUGACACAAGACUAAUCCGCUCGGAUCAAAGUCAUCGAACAAUGCUUUGGAUCUUUCUCAAGCUAUCCACAUUGAUGGGAUUCUGUUGGUUGUUUGGUUUCAUCCAUCUACUCGUGAAAACAUCAACUCCUGUCUUCUCGUACUUGUUCGUGAUUUUCGCAUCACUACAAGGCGCCUACAUCGCACUUGCUUUUGUAAUGAAGAAAAAAAUUUGGACCUUGUAUAAGAAUCGGUUUAAAAGAAAUCCCAAGAAACCGGACUUUGAUUAUACUAGUGAUUUUCUAGUAAACCUGAGGAGCAGCAAGGAAACAGCAUUGUAA
Messenger RNA from Paramuricea clavata, 2916 nucleotides. Lineage: Eukaryota; Metazoa; Cnidaria; Anthozoa; Malacalcyonacea; Plexauridae. The record is from the annotation of a GenBank genome assembly.